Molecule: messenger RNA, 948 nt
Organism: Chiloscyllium plagiosum (whitespotted bambooshark)
Lineage: Eukaryota; Metazoa; Chordata; Chondrichthyes; Orectolobiformes; Hemiscylliidae
Gene: ppp1r36
Product: protein phosphatase 1 regulatory subunit 36
Biological process (GO): negative regulation of phosphatase activity
Molecular function (GO): phosphatase binding
Source: RefSeq, a predicted model, not a curated record
ACCAGAUCAAAGGUUGUCAUUACCAGGCAUAGUAUUGCUCUGCUGAAGAAAGCAUUAAGUGCUGGGAAAAUUCAAGGAACUGCAAUUGAACUCCCGAAAACAGAAGCUCGACAAAGUCCAAACGUUACCCUCGAGGAUGUUAAAAAGGCAGCUGUCCAUUUACUGAAAGGAAAUGAUUCACUGAGCAUUUCGCCGUUGUUUCAGCAGAUGUUGGGGGCUCAUCAUUUGAAUAAAUUCCUCACAAUUUUACUCAAUUACUUCUCUGCGUUUCUUUCUAAGUAUGAGUUGGAGUCCAAGACCAGCAAUUUUAUGACUGCUAUGGAGCAAAUCGAGAUUGCUGAGGCUAAUACUAAAAUGGACCUGGCACGGAAACUAAUGGCCCAGAUAUAUUGCAAGAUGUUACUGGGCCUUGGCAUGGCCAAACAGCAUCACAUGGCAUGUGGAAAGCGCCUUCAGACAAGGAGACCUCCAAUAAACACCAUCCUGAACCAACGCUCGCCAGUCCUUACCUCACUGAUCCAGACCCCUCGGGAAAAGUCAGCGUACCUCUUCAAACACCACCACGUGAAUCCAAAGUUCCGAGCUGAUGUGGCAGACCAGAAGACCAAGGUGCUGGACCUGAAGCUGGAAUUGGCUGAGAGCAUUGGGAUCAUCGGAGAGCCUUUCUCAAAUUUCUUUUCAGAUACACUCAUCCCCAUUGAUUCUUACAUCGAGAAUGAAGGGACUGAGGAGUCAGUGGAUGAGGAGGCUCUACUACAAAAGAGUGGAUACUCUCAUUCAACAGCCAUCGAGUCCUCUCUGGGAGAUAUGAACUCCCAUCAUCAAUAUCUGGACAUGUCGAGGGCUACAACUGUAGCUGCAGACUCUGAAUACAACCUGUAAAUGAGCAGGUUACACAACCAAAACUCACUUUAACCUAUUUAGGAAUAAACCUUUUACUCUUUGCAA